AUGGUGGUCCCGCUGAUGCUCGAUCUGAUGGACUUUCGGAGGAUGAUGUGCAACAUCAGUGUGCCAAUCCGGCUGUUGAUUUUGGUGCAGAACGGGCGGGAGGCGAUGCUGUCGUUGUGCCUGCAGGAACUCGAGAGGGUCUAUGGGUGGUCCGGACGCCUGGUCGUGAGUCGUCACCCGGAAAACAUCGGGUACAGCGCUGCCGUGAACAUUGGGCUCCGAAUUGCACUCUCGCUGCCGCGCGAGGAAGUGCCUUUUGCUUUUGUGACAAACAGCGACGUAAAGUUUUCACCCGAUCUUCUUCCCAACCUUCUACGCGAUGUGCAUGAAAUGACGAGGCAUGAUGCCGCUUGCAUGGAUGAGUUGGCGGCGGAGGUGGCGAAUGAGCCGAGCGAGUACAGUCCUGUUUUGCGACGGGGCUUGAGGGAGCUGCGCUCCACGGUGAACGAUAACCGAUUGUCGACGUCUGCGCCGCUGCCUGACCGCAUCCGUUAUGCUUCUGUGAAGGAGCGUGAAAAGGCGUUUUCGAAGCAUUACGGGCACUUCUGCGCGUAUUACAAAAGCAGUUGUUUUACAUCUGUUAUGUUGACACGCCUGGCGAUCAGCACGGUGGGAUAUUUUGACGAGAACUUUUACCCAGCUUGCGUGGAGGAUGUCGACUACAGCUUACGCCUCCGUUAG
This is a messenger RNA of Trypanosoma cruzi, 681 nucleotides long. RefSeq names its product beta galactofuranosyl glycosyltransferase, putative. The record is from RefSeq and is a predicted model, not a curated record. NCBI's taxonomy places the organism in Eukaryota, Euglenozoa, Kinetoplastea, Trypanosomatida, Trypanosomatidae. The transcript has a single exon. Bases 1 to 681 code for a protein of 226 amino acids.